Molecule: messenger RNA, 2012 nt
Organism: Lepisosteus oculatus (spotted gar)
Lineage: Eukaryota; Metazoa; Chordata; Actinopteri; Semionotiformes; Lepisosteidae
Source: RefSeq, a predicted model, not a curated record
UGUCCCAAUGUGCUUUCCGUACACGGCACAGAAAGUAUCGUGCCCGGAGCAGCUGCUGCAGUCUUAACUUUUGUCGUUAUUUCAUGUUCUUCGAGGUUGUUGUUUCGUUGUACCACUGAUAACUAUGGCCUUUCAGUGUCAGAGGGACUGUUACCUGCAAGAGUUCACCACCACGGUGGUGUCCUGCCGCCCCGCGGAGCUGAAACUGGACAACAGUGGGAAAAAAGAGACCGUGAAGGGCUUUAAUGUCACCCUGGAAGACACCGUUCUCUUCCCCGAGGGAGGCGGACAGCCGGAUGACCGGGGGCUGAUCGGGGGCGUGCCGGUGCUGCGGGUGACGCGCCAGGGCGCCGAGGCCGUGCACUUUGUCGCCGCCCCUCUGGAGGAGGGCUCCUCCGUGCGGCUGAAGCUGGACUGGGACAGACGGUUCGACCACAUGCAGCAGCACUCAGGACAGCACUUAAUCACAGCCAUUGCAGACUCGAUGUUUGGGUACAAGACUACAUCCUGGGAGCUGGGUCGCCAGCGCAGCGUGAUCGAGCUGGACACGGCCGCCAUGAAGCCGGGAGAGGCGCAGGCCCUGGAGAAGGCCGUGAACGAGAAGAUCCGAGCCUGCGUCCCCGUCACGGUGCAGCUCCUGUCCCCCGACGACCCGGCCGUGGAGAAGGUACGAAGCCGGGGCCUGCCGGAGGACCACGCAGGGCCGGUUCGGAUAAUCGACAUCGAAGGGAUCGAUGCCAACAUGUGCUGCGGUACUCACGUGUCGAACCUCAGCCACCUGCAGGUUAUUAAAAUUCUUGGGACAGAGAAAGGAAAGAAGAACAAAACGAAUGUGAUAUUCCUGGCGGGAGACAGGGUUCUGAAAUACGCUGACAGAAGCUAUAACACCGAGAGAGCUCUGACCUCCCUGCUCAAAACGGGCGCAGAGGAGCACGUUGAAGCAGUCGACAAGCUGCAGAAGUCCGUCAAGCUGCUGCAGAAAAACAACCUUAAUCUGUUACGGGACCUGGCUGUCCUCACUGCCCAGAACUUCAAGAGCAACCCGAACAGAGGCAAACUGUUCUGUUUGCACAGGAAGGAUGGAGACAACGAGUUCAUGAACAUCAUCGCAAAUGAAAUUGGCACUGAAGAUACGCUGCUGUUCCUGACUGUGGGGGAGGAAAAGGGAGCAGGGCUGUUCCUGCUGGCCGGCCCGGCGGAAACCGUGGACUCGCUGGGACCCAGGGUGGCGGAGACGUUGGACGGGAAGGGGGCUGGCAAGCGCGGGCGGUACCAGGGCAAGGCCAGUCGCAUGGCCCAGCGCGGGGAGGCGGAGCUCCUCCUGCUGGAGUACCUGAAGCACUGCAGCUCGGAGGAGGAGUGACCCCGCCGCGGCCGCCCUUGGCUCACGAGCCGCCCGCGCGGUUUCCGCGAACGAGAGCGCGCGCGCUGCAGCCCUGCUCAUCUCACCGGCGUCGCCGAAUUUCCUCAGGAGCGAGUCAGUGGUGCAUGGAAUCCAAAAUGAAUAUAUAAUACAACCAGGGAAGUUCAAGAGAAUAGGAUAAAGUAUAUGAUAUGUUUGCACUAAGAGUCUUGUACAUCCCACUCCAAGCCUAAGUGGCCCAAUUAGCUUAGAGGCUGUUUGUAUUAAACCUUCGCCAUUAUACUGCUCAGCUCUCUGUCCCUGCAGUGAAAGCACUAAUAUUACUUUUAGUGUAAUUUAAAAUGGGCUUUAAAAAAACUUUUUUUUUUUUGGUUGUGAAGCACAAAUGUUUAGCCUGGCCAAAAUGUUUCACGUCUUUUAAUGAAUGGGAAUGUAAUGAAACCUCUUUCUGCUCAAUAAAAAGAACAUGCAGGUCCAGAAGAUCCUUAAUAAGAUCCCUAAUUUAUUGGCCUUAUAAUAGUGACUUUCUGUACAGAGCACUGAAAUCCAGUGCUAGUUUUCUGUUUGGAGGAACAAAAGACUGCUGUUUCUUCUGUGUGCAUUGUGAAUUAGAGCUUUAUGGGGUGAAAACAAGGAAAACCAGAACUGA